Messenger RNA from Osmerus eperlanus (European smelt), 1115 nucleotides. RefSeq names its product spexin hormone (gene spx). The coding region runs from base 581 to 940 and encodes 119 amino acids. The transcript has 6 exons. The record is from RefSeq and is a predicted model, not a curated record. Gene Ontology annotation, molecular function: neuropeptide hormone activity. Lineage: Eukaryota; Metazoa; Chordata; Actinopteri; Osmeriformes; Osmeridae.
CAGUUUAAUGGAUGAUGACCUCGAUGAGAUGCGUAGGAACGCCCGAAGUUUUCCUGAUAAAACACUCCUACGUUCAUUGAGAGGCUGUCAGAGGUCCAUUCAUAAAAAACGACCGGCACAGGCUAUCCGUCUGCGCUUCAGUGCACAAGGUGUAAACAUAUCGAUAUUUCCGAGCAAUUACCCCGAUUGUUUAUUAGGCCUACCAUACGGCUGCUUCAAGUGUUACUUAAAUUAGCACAACAUUUUUUAUUUUAAUCCAUUACUUUAGAGACAAAAAAAAGUGCAGUUAUUUCCACUGAUUUUACUACUACUUAGUUAUAUGAUGGUCCACAUGUAUGCCUACGGUGAGUAAUUGACUUGCUUUCUAGGUUCAUUCAUUUUUGCGGCCAUCGGGGUUCGCCCCAGUUCAUCAAAUUGGCAUGACCUAUUGCUGUUGACAUCCAUAAUCCAAUAUGUGGAGAGUUCGGCUACGGCCUCCCCGCCCUGUUGAUAUAAAUACAGCGGUAGCGUCUUGCGAGGCACUGAACGUCUUCACUGACUUAGAAACGGAUCAGCAACGAUAAGGAGAACUUCUUCCGAAAUGAAAGGUGCGAGGACUGUUACGGCAUACGCGCUUGCGCUUUUACUGGUGGCAACGUUCAUCUCUCAUUCUUUGAGUGCACCCAAGAUUAAUAUCCAUCGGAGAAACUGGACGCCGCAGGCUAUGUUGUAUCUCAAGGGGACUCAGGGAAGGCGGUUUAUAUCUGAAGACCGAAAAGAAGGAGACGUUUAUGACACAUUACACUUGGAGACGCGCAGUCAGAACACUGAGAAGCUUAGUGUGAACCAGGUAGCCACUGUGUUGUUGAACUUCCUCCAACAGACCAAGGAAGAAGCUGACGAAAACCCGGAUGAAAUGUAUUUUCAGGACCUGCCAGCUUGGAAAAGAGAAUACUUCUGACACACUGAUCUUCUGAUUCUUAAACAUCUGUAUUUGUAAACAUCAUCUGAUUGCAUCCAUUAUUUUUGUCGUUGGAUGUUUUAAAUGGUGUGUACAAAAAAGUAUUUGUUUUGUAAAUAUGGCACACUGACCAUGUUUGAAUGUGUUGUUUAAUAAAAAGAAAAAUUGGAAUUCA